Molecule: messenger RNA, 1477 nt
Organism: Camelina sativa (false flax)
Lineage: Eukaryota; Viridiplantae; Streptophyta; Magnoliopsida; Brassicales; Brassicaceae
Source: RefSeq, a predicted model, not a curated record
CAUUUCGUUUUCAACCUGAUUUCUCAUUUCCCUCUCUUAUCCUCAAUGGAAAAAAAAAUCUGAGAAAACGCAAAAAAAAAAGAACGGAGCUAAAUCCUCAGAAUCGCCGCCGGAGAAUCUUUUACGUCUCCACAUAAUCGGAAUUCUGGAAUUGAUAAUUCCGAUGGAAGGGGUUAUCACAUGUUUCCAUACUAAAUGCGUCUCUCUUCCAAUUCGUUCUUUACCACUUUCUAGGGUUUCUUCACUUCCUCGGUGGAGGAACAGUAAUUUCGUCUCUUCAUCGCGAUCGAUUCUUCAGAAAAGCUUGUGCGUUUCGGCUUCGAGCUCAGAUACUUUAGUCGCUGGUGGUUCACCAAAGGAAGAUGAGAGACAGAGCAAAGUAUCGAGCAAGAAGGGAGGAGAUGAUGAUACCACUGAUUUGAAGGUUUGGAUGGGUAAGAACGGUUUGCCACCUUGCAAAGUUGUGCUCAACGAGAGACCAGCUCAUGAUCAGAAGCAUAAACCCAUACAUUAUGUUGCUGCUAGUGAAGAUCUUCAGAAGGGUGAUGUGGCGUUUUCAGUUCCCGAUUCUUUGGUGGUCACACUCGAAAGAGUUUUGGGAAACGAGACCAUUGCCGAACUGUUGACGACAAACAAAUUGUCAGAACUAGCUUGCCUAGCUUUGUAUUUGAUGUAUGAAAAGAAGCAAGGGAAGAAAUCAGUUUGGUAUCCCUAUAUAAGGGAACUUGAUCGCCAAAGAGGAAGAGGUCAGUUAGAUGCGGAAUCUCCUUUGCUGUGGUCAGAGGCUGAGUUAGAUUACCUAACUGGUAGUCCGACCAAGGCCGAAGUUCUUGAGAGAGCUGAGGGGAUCAAAAGAGAAUACAAUGAGCUUGACACAGUUUGGUUUAUGGCUGGAUCUUUGUUUCAGCAAUACCCAUUUGACAUACCAACUGAAGCUUUUUCAUUUGAGAUUUUCAAACAGGCAUUUGUUGCCAUUCAGUCCUGUGUGGUGCAUUUACAAAAUGUUGGUUUGGCUCGUCGGUUUGCUUUGGUUCCUCUUGGACCUCCCUUGUUGGCCUAUUGUUCCAACUGCAAGGCAAUGCUGACUGCUGUUGAUGGUGCUGUUGAACUCGUGGUAGAUAGGCCAUAUAAGGCUGGGGAUCCUAUAGUUGUCUGGUGUGGGCCACAACCUAAUGCGAAAUUGCUUCUGAACUAUGGAUUCGUUGAUGAAGAUAACCCUUAUGAUAGAAUAAUAGUUGAGGCAGCGUUGAAUACCGAGGAUCCUCAAUAUCAGGACAAGAGAAUGGUUGCUCAAAGGAAUGGAAAGUUAUCCCAACAAAUAUUUCAGGUUCGUGUGGGAAAAGAAAGAGAAGCUGUCCAAGACAUGCUUCCUUACCUACGUUUGGGUUACAUGUCUGAUCCUUCUGAAAUGCAAUCAGUAAUUUCGUCCCAAGGUCCAGUUUGUCCGGUAAGUAGAGGAUGAGUGACCUCGCAAACC